Molecule: messenger RNA, 5501 nt
Organism: Drosophila suzukii
Lineage: Eukaryota; Metazoa; Arthropoda; Insecta; Diptera; Drosophilidae
Source: RefSeq, a predicted model, not a curated record
UAUUUAUAGAAAUAAUUGCCUAUGAAGCCAAGCAAGAGACCUGUGACCAUGUCACUUGACUGUUGGCUUGUCUGUCAGUAGAGUGACUUUCUGGAAAUCAUCCCGCUCUCCGAUAAAAAAAUCAGUUCUCCGCAGUGGUAAGUGACUUGGUUUUAUCAUCGCUUUUGGUGCAAACAAAAACCAGCUUGGCGACGUUGUUUGCUCGACAUUUUGGCACAUUCCUGCCAGACGCCUGCCCACAUUCGUCAGCCCGAAGGACGAGACAGCCGGGGCAAGGAUGCGGGAAGGGGGCGGCAGUCUGUGAGGCCGAUAAGAGCCGUAACCCCCCCCACCCAACACGCAUCACUGAUAAGGAUAAGAGCUGACUUUCACCACACGGCACAUGGGUCCUUUCACCAACGAGUGGUGUAGGAAGCCACCACACAUUAAACUCACCACACACCAACGAAAGCCGGCUCUCUUUUGUGCGACUGCGUCGGGUCACUCGGCUUAUCCUUCGGCUGUGAUAAGACCCAGCUUCGUGCGACGGCCGAAGCCCCCGUUCGGGUCACCUGCUGGCGGCACUCGGGGCCACCAGUCAGUUCACUCGGGAGCGUGGCGGAGUUCGUUUAGCGGCGGGCCAACGGUGCGGAUACUUGACUUGGGCCUGGGCCGAGCUGCCAACUUAAUGUGUGAGCCCAAAUGCCCAUAAACAAUUCAUCAGAAAGCGAGCAAACAAACGAAAGCAAACAACAGAUAUUGUUUACAAUUGCCUAAAAGGGCAGGAGACAAGCAAAUAAAAUAGUUUUGCAAAUUCAUUCCAUGACAAGUGGCUAAAACAAUAAGCACAAAACGUUUUAAAACUCUAUCUCGAAAUACAAACAAUGAACGGCAGCAGCAACAGCAGCAGCAGCGGCAAUAUCAACGGCAGCAACAGCAGCAACACCAAGUGCAACAGCAACAUCAUGGCAACAAUAUCAACAUCGUCAGCAGCAGCAGGUCCAGUCACUCGGUCAUCAACGGAAACAACAACCAUGUUCUAUGGCUAAUACAAAAGCUACAAACAACAAAUCGCCAACAACAACUAAGCCAAAAGUUCGCCAAAGCAUUUGAUGCUAAAACAACAAAGGAGAAAACAACAGCAGCAGCAGCCACAUCAACAUUGGCAACACUUUUACGAGUUGCCAACUACCUUGUCCAACGAAUUUUUAUUAUUGCACAAGGCCUGAUCCUCAUCCGGAAUCAUUCUAGUUCGAGUAUGCGAUGGCAGCGGGAAGAGCAGCCGCGACGCUGGAGGCUCCGGGUCCGCCCAGUGGUCAGGACAUAGCCAGCGACAACAGCGCCCAGAGCCGCACGCUGGCCACGAAGGUGCGGCGAAAAGGGCCACGCCCCCAGCGGCGCCUGCACCCGCCCCUGCGAUCCCGCCCGCCGCUCCACCAGCCGCUCCACCAGCCGCUCCAGCGGCCCCACCUGCUCCACCUGCUGCUGUGGCUGCUGUGCUGCUGCUGCCAACUGGGCCAGCUGAGGGCCGAGUGCCCGGCGGUGUGCGAGUGCAAGUGGAAGAGCGGCAAGGAGUCCGUCUUGUGCCUUAACGCCAACCUUACCCACAUCCCCGAGCCGCUGGACGGGGGCACCCAGCUCCUGGACCUUAGUGGCAAUGAGAUUCAAUCGAUACCCGACGAUAGCUUCGCGAAGGCCCAGUUGCUCAAUCUGCAGAAGGUGUACUUGGCCAGGUGUCACCUGCGUCUGAUCGAACGGCAUGCCUUCCGCAAGCUAAUUAACCUGGUGGAGCUGGAUCUCAGUCAGAACCUGCUUUCGGCCAUACCCUCGCUGGCCCUCUACCAUGUCUCAGAACUCAGAGAACUCCGACUGAGUGGCAAUCCCAUACUGAGAGUACCGGACGAUGCUUUCGGCCAUGUGCCACAACUGGUCAAGCUGGAGCUGAGCGACUGCCGGCUGUCGCACAUUGCGGUGCGGGCCUUUGCCGGACUGGAGAGCAGUCUGGAGUGGCUGAAGCUGGACGGGAAUCGGCUGAGCGAGGUGAGGAGUGGCACCAUCACCUCGCUGGCCUCGCUCCAUGGCCUGGAGUUGGCCCGCAAUGCCUGGAAUUGCAGCUGCUCCUUGCGACCGCUGAGAUCCUGGAUGCUGCAGCAGAAUAUACCGAGUGGCAUACCGCCCACGUGCGAAUCGCCGCCGCGAUUGUCUGGCCGAGCUUGGGACAAACUGGAUGUGGAUGACUUCGCCUGCGUACCGCAAAUUGUGGCCACAGACACCACAGCCCAUGGGGUGGAGGGCAGGAACAUAACCAUGAGCUGUUAUGUGGAGGGUGUACCCCAACCGGCGGUUAAGUGGUUGCUGAAGAACCGCCUGAUAGCCAAUCUAAGUGCUGGCGGGGAUGGGGACUCCGAUUCGGAGCCCAGGACGGCGGCAGCCACGCAGGGCAGGAAGACGUAUGUGGUUAAUAUGCUGAGGAAUGCCUCGAACCUCACCAUUCUCACGGCCGACAUGCAGGAUGCGGGGAUCUAUACGUGUGCGGCGGAGAAUAAGGCUGGCAAAGUGGAGGCCAGUGUUACAUUGGCCGUGUCCCGACGACCUCCGGAAGCGCCGUGGGGCGUGAGGAUUAUACUGCUGGGUGUUAUAGCCGCCCUGCUCCUGGUUGGCGGAUCCUCCUUUGCGGCCAUUUGUCUGUGCUCUCUGCAGAGGCGGCGAAAGCUGCGUCUGUGGAACUCUGUGCCGCCGGUGAGGAGGAGUGAAAGCUACGAGAAGAUCGAGAUGACGGCCAGGACGAGACCGGAUCUGGGUGGUGGGGCCAGUUGUGGGGGAGGCAGUGCCACGGGCGCCGGCCUCUUCCACGAUGCCGAGGAGCAGGGCUAUCUGCGGGCAGCCACCCACACCCCCCUGACCGACAAUGAUGCUGGACAGGCGGCUGCCAUCGUGAAUCCGAGUGCGGGAAGUGCCCAGCGGAGAAACGGGGACUACCUGCACGUUUCCACCCACUGCGACGAUGAGGAGGAGGAGCAGCAGCAGCAGCAGAUGCACCACCACCCUCAGCACCACCCACAUCCACAUCCCAAUCAGCAGCAGCAGAGGAAAGGCUCCCAGGGCCAUGUUGCCUCCGCAUCCGGGACGAAUAAUUCAGCACCGCUGGAGGAAACGGAUCUGCACAUACCGCGCCUCAUCGACAUCGGCGGAACCGAUUCCGCUUCGAGUUCGAUCUCCAGCCAGGUAGAUGCCGCUGCCCGCUUAGCGGGCUAUGCCGGCCACACCUGGAAGACCACGCCCAUUGCCACCACCAAGAUCAAUUCGCCCCACAGCAACCCAGCUGUCUCAUCGGCAUCCUCGUCCCUGAAUGCCCAGGGCACGGGCUCGAGCACGGCCACGCCCUACGCCCACUACGGCAAUCAUCCGGCGGAUGAGAUGGCCACCUCGGUGUUCUGCAGCGAGGGCCAGGAAAGCGACCUGUUCGACAGCAACUACCCAGAUCUGCUGGACAUAGCCAAGUAUGCGGUGGCCCAGGCCCAGCAGCAGGAAAGUCGGGGGCAGGGCUACGGCCAGGCCACGCCCGCUCCCAACGGCGGUCUGUGCACCCUGCCCCGGAAGCUGAAGACCAGUGGGAAAUACUUCCGCAACUCCUCGGACAGUCAGUCACCGCUGCUGGCGGACAAUUCCAGUAAGUACGGCAGUAGCACCCUGGGCGAUGGGAGCUUUCUCAACGAGGCCAUGGGCCUGGGCAGAAGAUAUUCGGCGGAGUCUAGUUAUGCGAACUAUUCAAGCACGGCCACCUACACGGGCGGUGGCCAGAGGGCCAAUAGUUUCCUCAACCUGGUGCAAAGUGGCGCCCACAAGGGCAAUCUGCUGUCGGGUCAUCUGGGUCAGAAGCCCAGUCUGCCCUCUAGUCCCGUGCAACAUCAGCGAUCCCUAUCGAGUGCGGCCACGCCCCUGCUGGACUUCUCGGCCUUGGCUUCGAGGGCGGCUGGAGCUGCCAACUCUUCGGUGGCAGCCUAUGACUAUCAUGCCGCUCAGCUGGAGCGAUUCCUUGAGGAGUACCGCAACCUACAGGAUCAGCUGUGCAAGAUGAAGGAGACCUGCGACACGAUCCGGAAAAAGGAAACCCCCCUGCGAGUGGCCAUCGGCCAGUCGGCUGCCCAGUUGGCGGACCCCGUGAUGUACAGUGCAGCCUCGCACAGUCCGAAACCACAGGCGACCAGCAAUCUAAAGACGAAGACCCUGCUGCCAGGACAACCGCCGGAUCCACCGCCCUACUGGCUGCACCGCAACGCCAUGCUGAAGCGGUUGAACGGGGAUGGGAGUGGCGGUACGAAUGGUGGCUCCGGAAUGGGUUCCCCAUCGCCCGCCUCCCCGCAGCCCGGACAGGAUAUUUUCAAGAGCUAAUCGCAAUCGUGUACAGCCGGAGGAUUAAGUGAGGGGGCAGGAGGAAGAUCGUGAGCCUUCGGAACGCCGAAGAUGGCUUGAGCUUGCAGGAAUUUUAAAAAGGGUCUAUAAACAGUAGUAACAAGUGAAAAUGUAAUUUGAAUUUUUUUAAAACAUAGAAAGUUGUCCUUUUCCAAGUUCUUGAUAAAAACAUUUUAAAUAUUUGAAAACCUAUUUGUAAUUAUUGCAAUAUCUAAAUGCAUAUCAAAAAAAAAUAUAAUUUAUGAAUAAUUUGUGCACACCUUCUAAAAAUUGUAUUAUGGUCAAAUACUUUGGAUUUAUAAUAUGAGGUUUUAAAAAGUUUUAUUGGCAUCUUAUUAUAUUUUAUAAGUUUAGACCACUCAUAAAUUUAUUUGAAUUUUAAGAAGACUUAAACCAAAACUUAAAAGUUCUUAGAACACACAUUUAAAUAAAUAUAAAAGACCAUUUAAGCCUAAUCCCUGCAAGCUCUCGCCCGUCGAUAAAAUGCAUUUGUCUGGAUAGUUAGUUAGGCCUAGGUAGCUGGAGGACAUUCAACUGGUUCGAUACCCAGCCCCUCUGUUGUAUUAUAGAAACACUUUUCCACUCUUUAUACUCGCUACUAUGCAAUAUUAAACACGAUCCCGAAUACAAACGGAAUACAAACAAACAUAAGACAUUGUAAGUGUAUAGACAGCAUUCCCCUAGAAGAAAGACACUAUCUCUAAAAACACACCUAACGGAACCUAAUCCUAGAACCCCCAGAAAGCUCUCGUGUUAGUCUAACUACAAGUGUUUUUGUACUUUAAGCGAUCUCAAUAUAAACAAGGAUAAUAUAGAUGACCUUAAAUAUCAUAAGUAUGAGUUGGCACAGACUGCAGAUCGAUAGAUUGAUUGAUAUUGUUUGAUUGUUAGAUGUUUGUUUUUCAGUUUCGCAGUUCAGGUCACAAAUUGUAAGCCAAUUAGAUCCAGACUCUAAAUUGUAAUUUAAAAAGAAAAACGAUAAAGAAAAAAACCAAAAACGUAUUUUAGGGUGUCACUAAACUAAAGCUCGAAAGCAUUUCACCCAAACCAACAAGAGAAAGCAAAAAUAAAAUUAGUUGAGAAUUGAAAGAAAAACAAAGAAAGUAAGA